This is a messenger RNA of Fraxinus pennsylvanica, 2184 nucleotides long. Lineage: Eukaryota; Viridiplantae; Streptophyta; Magnoliopsida; Lamiales; Oleaceae. The record is from the annotation of a GenBank genome assembly.
AUGAACAAGAUGGCAGAUCUUUAUUGGAUCAUUUUCUUUCUAGUGUACUCCUGCCUUGUUAGAGCACUUGAUGCUAGUGCUGGGGAUGCCGACCUGUUAUAUCGGAAUUGUGUAGGACAAUGUGAAAAGACUGGAUGCGUUGGGGAGAGAUGCUUUCCGCACUGCAAAUUCUCCUCAGACGGUUCUUCCCUUGAUGGCCCUUGGUACAUGCAAGAGCCUCUUUACUUGCGGUGGAAACAAUGGGAUUGCCAAAGUGAUUGCCGCUACCAUUGUAUGCUUGAUAGAGAAAAAGAAAGAGCAGAACUUGGUCACGGGCCUUUUAAAUAUCAUGGCAAGUGGCCUUUCCGACGUCUGUAUGGUUUCCAGGAGCCGGUUUCUGUAGCUCUUUCAGCUCUCAACCUUGCAGUGCAUUUCCAUGGCUGGCUUUCUUUUUUCAUCCUUCUUUACUACAAGCUGUCACUAAAACCGGAUAAGAGACCAUACUAUGAUUAUACUGGCCUGUGGCAUAUCUACGGGUUCUUGUCCAUGAAUUCAUGGUUCUGGAGUGCAGUCUUCCACAGUCGAGAUGUGGAAUUGACCGAAAAGCUAGAUUACUCAUCAGCAGUUGCCUUACUCGGAUACUCACUUCUUUUGGCCAUAGUGAGAAGUUUCAGUGUGAGGGACGAAGCUGCGAGGGUCAUGGUUGCUGCCCCACUGGUUGCUUUUACGACUACCCACAUAUUGUACCUUAACAACUAUAAGAUGGACUACGGGUGGAAUAUGAAAGUGUGUGUUUUGAUGGGUGUCACUCAACUUCUCGUUUGGGCAAUAUGGGCCGGUGUUACCCGUCAUCCUUCUCGCUGGAAGCUGUGGAUUGUGGUUGUAGGAGGCGGCCUAGCGAUGCUGCUGGAGAUCUAUGACUUCCCUCCUUAUGAAGGAUUGGUCGACGCCCAUGCUCUUUGGCAUGCUACUACUAUCCCUCUGACGUACGUCUGGUGGAGUUUCAUCAAGGAUGAUGCUGAAUACCGAACAUCUAGCCUACUUAAGAAGGGGCCACAGAAUGCAUCUUUCUCGACUGAAAUGCAUGUUACCGAAUGCACCAGUCUUUCUGGCAAAUAUUUGCUAGAGUCGUAUAUUGUAAAAUUUUUGACGAAUCGGUCACUGAGAGCCGCCUCCUCCUCCUCCGUUCUCUAUCUGUAUUUUGAAGAAGACCUCCCACAAAUUUUUUCUUUCCUUUUUUUGAGUUGUGAAAUUUGGAAACCAGUCAUAAUGGUGAAGUUCACAGCUGAUGAGCUCCGCAGGAUUAUGGACUACAAGCACAACAUUCGCAAUAUGUUGGUUAUUGCCCAUGUUGAUCACGGGAAGUCCACACUUACCGAUUCUCUUGUCGCUGCUGCUGGUAUUAUUGCUCAAGAAGUUGCUGGUGAUGUUAGAAUGACAGAUACCCGUGCUGAUGAGGCUGAGCGUGGAGAGCGGAAUGUUAACGAGUACCUCAUCAAUCUUAUUGAUUCUCCUGGACACGUCGACUUCUCAUCUGAAGUGACAGCUGCUCUUCGUAUCACUGAUGGGGCUCUUGUUGUGGUUGACUGUGUUGAAGGCAUGUGUGUCCAAACAGAAACAGUCCUCCGACAGGCCCUUGGAGAAAGGAUUAGACCUGUCUUGACUGUUAACAAGAUGGACAGGUGUUUCCUUGAGCUCCAGGUUGAUGGCGAGGAGGCUUACCAAACAUUCCAGAGGGUCAUUGAAAAUGCAAAUGUCAUUAUGGCUACUUACGAAGAUCCUCUCUUGGGCGAUGUUCAGGUUUACCCAGAGAAAGGUACCGUUGCCUUUUCUGCUGGUUUACAUGGCUGGGCUUUCACCCUAACAAACUUUGCCAAGAUGUAUGCCUCCAAGUUUGGUGUUGAUGAGGCGAAGAUGAUGGAAAGGCUCUGGGGAGAGAAUUUCUUUGAUCCAGCCACAAAGAAGUGGACCACCAAGAAUACCGGUUCACCUACUUGUAAACGUGGAUUUGUUCAAUUCUGUUACGAACCCAUCAAGCAGAUUAUUAACACUUGCAUGAAUGAUCAGAAAGAUAAGCUCUGGCCCAUGUUACAGAAGCUUGGCGUUGUUAUGAAGUCUGAUGAGAAGGAUUUAAUGGGGAAGGCAUUAAUGAAGCGUGUAAUGCAGACCUGGCUUCCAGCUAGUACUGCCCUCUUAGAAAUGUGA